Messenger RNA from Misgurnus anguillicaudatus (oriental weatherfish), 3502 nucleotides. Lineage: Eukaryota; Metazoa; Chordata; Actinopteri; Cypriniformes; Cobitidae. The record is from RefSeq and is a predicted model, not a curated record.
UUGUGUGGUGUUACAUUUUCAGUGUAAUUCCUAAUAGUGUUACAGUGUUAAAAUAAAAGUGUACAUUUAGUGAAAUUAGCACCGGCUUGUGUGAAAUGGCGCCCCAAAGUGGUGUUAUAUUUUGGUGCUUCAUUUACAAACGCCUGUGCAGUGUUAAUUGUACAUACGGGAACUUCACAUAAUUGAGACAAUGCAGUCCGCAUUUGAGGAUCAAGUCAGUUCGAAAAAAUGGCGGCUCUGUCGGUGGACUUAUGCAAUUGAAAGCGAAGACAAAAACAAGGUAAGAUUUAGAAUUUUAUUUUUUGUUAUAUUUGAUUUCAUAAAUUGUAUUAAUAUACUGUUUUAACAUUUAACGUUACUAUAAGCUGUGUCUGUGAGCAAGGUAGCAUGCAUAAUCAUUCCUUAGAGUCACAUUAAAAGCCCCAGGUGUUGUAAUUUUUAUUUAAUGGCAGCAUUUUUUUAAACAUACUUUAAUGUAAGAUGGUUUAACUUAUAAACGUAUGGUAUGGUUUUAACUUUCGCUUUGAAUAAUAUUACACGUUGAAAACGUGCUUUAACCAUAGAGAAACUGGCAUUUCGAACUGGCAAAACUACAGUAGCAACGAAAACGCGUUAUAUGUAUGGUUCUAAGCUAUUUUUUUAUUUAAUCUAAUUAAUUUAAUUUUUAUAAGAUUUUUGGCGCGGAGAUGUACACUGGCUCAGUGCUUAUUACACGUUGAAAACGUGCUUUAACCAUAGAGAAACUGGCAUUUCGAACUGGCAAAACUACAGUAGCAACGAAAACGCGUUAUAUGUAUGGUUCUAAGCUAUUUUUUUUAUUUAAUCUAAUUAAUUACAUUUUUAUAAGAUUUUUGGCGCGGACAUGUACACUGGCUCAGUGCUUAUUUUACAUACGGGAAGUUUCCGUAGCCACAGUGUUCAUUCGUAAACAGGGCUUGAAGCAGAGCAGACGGUUAUGCUAGUUGUCCUUUGGCACAUGGCGUUCAAGUUAAUUAAUGGAAGUUUAGGGCAAAGCAAGUAAUCGAAGUGACCGACAGAAUGCUGUUUAAAGUGCAGUACCAACAUCAUAAAAAGUACAUAAAGCAUAAUGGAUCAGCAUAUGAUGACUUGAUUAAGGAUGUCAAGCAAAAAUUUGGGAUCUCUCCAGAUCAUAACAUCUAUUUAGCCGACGAGACUGGAACAGAAGUAGAUGAAGAUGUUUUUGCAGACAUUAUUGAGCAAAAGCCUGACACUCUUUGGACGAUAGUUGAUGCUGUGGCUAUUACAGAUCCUCCUGCCAACAUAACCUCUCCAUCUGCAAACGAGACUGAAACGCUGUCACUUCAUUCAGUUGCAUCUUCAUCAGACACACAGCCAUCAGACAGCGACGGUCCUUUCCUCUCACCUAAAAGAGCUCGUUCUGUUGACCAUUCACAAGAAGCUAAGGAGCUUGUGAAAAGUGUUUUAGAAAAAAAGCCUGCAGGAGAGAAGAUAUUUCAGGAAUACAGAAAAACAGGGAAAAUCACAGAUUCCACAAGACGAAUUCUUGUUAAUGCACUGGUUGGAGACAUGAUUGAUAAACAUGGGUGUAUUCCACCUAAGGAGGUCAGGGUUAAAUAUGCAGUUGGGAUUGUGACACUGUUCCCCUCCCUCAAGGAUCCUUAUUCUAGACAAGGCUAUGAACACUUCUACGAUGCAGAAGGUAAUUCGGGGUACAUAGCCUGGAGACUUAAAACGGUUCAACGUAACAACCGCUGCAGCAGGACCACUACUUCAGAGGCCACUUGUGAAAGAAGGGGACCUGGAACUCAAAGAGCAUUUUUUACAUCAGAAAUGCAGCUGGAGGGAGCACGUUGUCAAGAAGCUAUUUCAUUUCUGAAACACUGUUUGGAUCCAGAGCAAGUGGCUGCAAAGAUGAAAUCUACCUUUCAGUAUCGCCAGAAAAUGAUCCAUGAUCCUGAAAAGUCAUCCUCUGUUAUUUCUUUAUUUCCGAGGUUUCUUGACACAAAAGGACUGGUGCUGCAAGACUUUGAGUUAUUGUUUGGAGUGGAGACUGCAUCUAAGCUUCUGGAGAAGUGGGACUCUUGUCUGAAACAAAAAGUCAUUCAAGAAGCCAAAGCCCUGACCCAGUCACUGCAUCUGAGUUGUCUGAUUCAGUCGGCAGAACUGCAAUGCAACACCAGUCAUGGAGCUACAGAUUGGGACAGUGAGAUGUCGUCCCUCUUAUUGCUGGUGUAUCUCCUACCACCACCUUCUAGUGGAAAUAAGAAGGUUGUCAAGAUCAGUGUGCGUGAAGCUGUAGACCGUGUAGUAAAAUUUCAUAAGUCCUGUUGCAGUUUUGAAGAAGUUCUUGGAUCAACACAGACAACACAGCCCUACAUCUUGGCAGUUGGGACUUCGAAGAGUAGCAUCCAUGAGUACUACAUUGUGUUGGAUGGGCAGCUCAUUCCCUGCAUGGCUAAGUCCUCUCUCUCAGCCUUUGAUGAACUUUUCAAAACUCAUUAUGUGUUUGGCAUUUCAUAUGAUGCUGCUUUGCACAAUAUGUUUACCUUUCUUCAAACAACCAUCUACAACAUUGAUGUAGGCAUUACCCAUGAAAGCCCUCGAAUCGGAGAUCUUCGGGCCAAGGUUCUUAAUUAAGUACUGUUGCAAAGUUUUCUUGAGAAGAUGUUUAGGUGCUUUUAAAAAAAAAUAAAAAAAUUUUUUUUUUUUUAAAAAGUAUUAAAAAUUUCAAAAAUAUUACUAAGUCAUUAGCUCUAAAACAUCAGAUGUCUAUUGCAUACCACUGGGAAUCUCAGCCAUUUAAGUGUAUUGAGUGUGGACCUGUAUCAAGCGUUCAGCUUUGUAGCCUGUUAAACUGUGAAUUGAUUGCAGAAAAACUGCAAAUCGACAUUGAUUGUUAUGUUGAUCUUUUUACUUGGAUUUCUUGUUUUGGGACAGAAUACCGUUCAGGUCUUCUUGUUUGUUCAGAUAUGAAAGAUGAUCUUCCUGUCUUCAGUAAGAUUACUGAUAUAAUUGGAUUUGAUGGUCAACAUUUUUUGUUGACUUGUGAUUUUGAGACUUUAUGCUUUGUUGAACAUCUACACUCAUUUCAAGUCCAAGAGGGGCUUUGUAGGAAUGUCUCUAUUUUGAAUGUGGAAACCUUGCGUUUCUUUAAGCCGUUUGACCUUCAAACAUCUUAUGGAUUUCAGCAAAAUGACCUUUAUAUUGUUCCUAUACAUGUUUUUAUAUAAAGGCCUUCAUUUUAGACAGUGCUUUUGUGCUCCGGUCUUGUUUGGAUGUACCUUUUUAAGUAAAGUUGUAGACCUUCACAAAUCUUAAUCCCUCUACAGUUUUAUAUAUGUUGAAAAUGUGAAAUUGCACACAAAACAUGGACAGUCAUAUAAAAUGAAUUAACUUUAAUGCUUUGUUGAACUAAUGUGUUUGUUCCCAGUAUUUAGUAAACAUGCUGUACUGAAUGUAUUUGUGAAAACCAGUUACAAACUGAUUCUUGGAAAAAAAUAAAUAUUGAUUGUUUUAAAAA